AUGUUUCUUACAACGAAUACCCUGACCCUGUGCGCUCUUUCCGCCUUCUUCGCCGCACCUACCGUGACCGCCGAUCCAUGGGCCGUGACCGGAUUCCCCGAUAGGGAGGUGCUCGAUGGCAUCCCCAGUAGCGGGUGCGAGGGAACGCCAAACAUGUACAUCCACGGGGAAGGGGACAAGGAUUGCACGUCGCUCCCGGCGUAUACGUCCGAAUUCAGGAGCAUGUUUGUCUCCGAGAUCCUCACCGGCAGUGGUUGCCAGGUCUCGAUGUUCCGCAGCCAUUACGAUUGUAGAUAUGGAAACAACCCCUUUGAGUUCGACGGCAACGACGUGGCAAGAACACAGGGUGAAGAUGGAUGCAUGAUUGGCUGGGACAACAAAUGGACGCACUAUAGGGCUAAUGGUUGCUAG
Molecule: messenger RNA, 411 nt
Organism: Anthostomella pinea
Lineage: Eukaryota; Fungi; Ascomycota; Sordariomycetes; Xylariales; Xylariaceae
Source: the annotation of a GenBank genome assembly